Messenger RNA from Saitoella complicata NRRL Y-17804, 1947 nucleotides. RefSeq lists its product as uncharacterized. The record is from RefSeq and is a predicted model, not a curated record. Gene Ontology annotation, cellular component: membrane. The coding region runs from base 100 to 1872 and encodes 590 amino acids. The transcript has a single exon. Lineage: Eukaryota; Fungi; Ascomycota; Saitoellomycetes; Saitoellales; Saitoellaceae. Gene Ontology annotation, biological process: transmembrane transport. Gene Ontology annotation, molecular function: transmembrane transporter activity.
GCGAUGGCGAUGAAGUACCACAAACAACAGCUGGUGUAGAUGAACGGGCAGGCAGAUGAGCCGUUCGUCUCAAUUCUCAUUACGCGAAUCGAUUGACUAAUGAAGUCGUCGGAUCAAUCGAGACAGCAGGACCGCGGCAAUGGCGAUAUGAAGUACUUUCUCGAUGAGCCACCCUCAAAACCGCAACCGCACCCCUCCCCGAAUUAUACCCAAAACAUGUCCUUCACAUCCUCCAUAUCGAGCAUGCCUCCGCUCUCAAAAACCAUGGCUUCACCGCGCGUCGUCGAUGUCGCCGAACCUCACCGAUCCACGCAACUCUCCUCUGAUGACGCCAUCCUCGCUUCCCUGGGAUACAAGUCAGAACUCAAGCGCUCUUUCUCAUACUUUGCAGUCUUUGGCCAGUCUUUCUCUUCUAUCGGCGUGGUUCCUGCUAUCGCAUCCUCUCUCAUCUUCGCCCUCGGCGCUGGCGGCUCCGCAGGCUUCGUCUGGUCCUAUUUCGUGGGCACGCUCUUCCUCAUCCCUACCGCUCUAACGAUGGGUGAGCUCGGAUCUGCGUAUCCAACGAGUGGUGGUGUCUACUUCUGGCUCGCAAAACUCGUGCCAGACAGGAUCCGUCCACUGGCGUGCUGGUUGAAUGGGUAUUGCAACGCGCUGGGGUAUAUCUGCAUAUUUGCAACUACUGUCUACGCUUCCGCUCAAAUGGUACUCGCAAUGGCAAGCAUGGGGACACCUACCUACGUUCCCACCAAAUACCACACGUACGCUGUAUACAUUGCACUCACGAUCCUCGACUGCGGACUUUGCUCCUUUGCCUCGCGCACCCUCGCGCGGCUACAAUACCUCUACGUCUUCCUAAACCUCGCAGUCGCCGCAGCCGUCAUCAUUGCUCUUCCUGUUGCUUGCCCAUCGGAGCUUAGGAACACUGCUUCAUACGUCUUCACCGACUUUCAGAACCUCUCCGGUUGGUCCAACGCCGGCUUCGCCUUUCUCCUCUCGCUGCUCCUCCCCACCUGGGUUUUGUCCGGCUUCGAAUCAUCUGCUACUUUGUCGGAAGAAAGCGGUGGCGCGGCUCUUUCCAUUCCGCUUUCCAUGAUCUCCGCAAUCGUCACGGCUGGAGUCGUCGGCUGGGCUUGCAUCAUCGCUAUCGCGUUCACCAUGGGCACUGACAUCCUCUCCAUCAUCGGCUCACCCCUCGGGCAACCUUUCGCACAGAUCCUCCUCUCCGCACUAGGUACAAAAGGUGCGAUUACUCUCAUGGCUUUCGUCUGGAUUGUCUCGGUGACGAACUGCGCAGCGCUUUGUACCGCGGCGAGCAGAGAAAUCUUUGCUUUCAGUCGCGAUGGUGCGUUCCCGUUCUCAACCUACCUCCAUCACCUUCACAAAGAGAGCCGCGUUCCGACUCGCUGCGUUUGGACCGUGUGUGUUGUGUCGCUCAUCAUCGGCCUUCUUUCCUUGGCGAACUACACCGCAAUUUCUGCGAUCUUCAACCUGGCAAUCGUUGCGCUUUACGCAUCCUACAUUACGCCAUUCCUCGCUCGCAUCAUCUGGCCCGAAAACUUUACCCCGGGACCGUGGUAUAUGGGACAGCGACUUUCCCUGCUGAGUGCGUAUAUUGGCACUGCAUGGAUGGGCUUCAUGUUCAUCAUCCUGCUUUUCCCAUCCUAUCAUAACCCCAACGCCGCAGAGAUGAACUAUGCCAUCGUAGUCUUUGGCUUCGUCAUCAUGUUUGCGCUUGGAUAUUUCUAUUUCCCCAAAAUUGGAGGGAAAACGUUCUUCAAAGGCCCAGUGCGGACUGUGGAGGAGGAGAGUAUCGAGGGCGUUGCGAUGGAGAUGGGGGAGACUGAAGGUGUCAUGCCAAUAAAGAAGGAGUAAACGUGGAAGUAUUAGUUACAUUAUACCCUGGAUACCGAAAGAACACCCCGAAAUGACAUAAGGUUCAAGCAGUGG